UUUUAUACUUUUAUACUUACGGACCCUUCUUCUCUUAAUCGUCAGGCCGCUUCUCGACUUAAAUCGGAUUAACCUGCAUGUAGUCCAAGGCAGCAGUAUAACAGCUUUGAUUUAUUUUGAAGCGCCAAACAUUCAAAAUGGAGCGUCCACCCUCUGCUACCACCUCUAAGAUGUCCGUCACUGGAAGACGAGAUUACGGAAUGAAGUUUAUUGCAGAUAUGGACGACCUCGCCGGCAGCACUAUUAACGUCGGUUCGCGUGGGCAGCCGCCUGUAAGCGGAUCUCACGAAUCAGUCAAAUCAUAUGGAGGCACUCCGUAUUGGGAGAGGCCCACUGAAUUUAGGAAUACUAGAAAUGAUGAAGAGGACGUCGAUGAAGGGUGUCAUCCGUUCUGGACGUCAUGGUGGGAUAUGAUUAGGGGAAUAGGGUUAAUUAUGGCUGGCAUGUUGAAAAUUCCUUUUACUAUUGGGCACGGCAUAGCGAAGGCGCUGCAUUUCACCCCGACACUAUAUAACGACACCACUGUUCGGAAGUGGUUUCAAAUCACCGGUUUCCCAUCGGGAAUCGUUGCUGCCGUGCAGGCCCUUUUGUACGGGCUUCUCGAUGGUUGCACAGACUGGUUCGUGUUGCCUUACAUAUGCGCCAGAAAAGAUGGAUUCCUCGGAUUUUUUAAGGGGUUCAUACAAGGACUUGGUAGUAUAGCAUUCAAGAUAUCUGCUGGUGUCAUAGGAUUGGUAUCGCAUCCGUUCUAUGGUAUAUAUAAGGAGGUGGCAAAAUUUAAAGUGGAAUUUAAACGAAUCCCCUUUCAAUCUGGGCGACGAGUCCAGAAAGAGAAAAGCCCCGUGUAGGCGGGUAUAACGCCUUCCAAUUCGAACUUGAGAUGAGCUCUUGCAGUCAAUCGACCGUAAUUACGGGAUAGGAUCACGGAGUAAGCAUAAGUUACUGCUCACGGAGGCGUAUCAAUGAGGCGUUUCAUGGGAUUUAAUGGAGCAUAUCUGCGUACCUAGAUACCUAUAGAUAUACUUGUGACCUGAGUCACAGUGUUUUCUAGAAGUCAUGGCUUGGGUAUUCUGGUUGACGAUUGUGUAAUACUAUCAUGUAACGACCAUCUUUCAAAGAAUACAAGAGAGUAAAUAACCGCAAAGCUGUUCUGCAAUAUAGCUACAAGUUUAUGGUUAAGUCAAAGCACCCUUACAGGGGCCACCCUAAUGAGGGCCACUUUAAAUUUUUAAACCUUCAAAAUAAGUACUUUAACUUUAAUUUAACG
This is a messenger RNA of Daldinia decipiens, 1267 nucleotides long. RefSeq lists its product as uncharacterized. Bases 138 to 848 code for a protein of 236 amino acids. The transcript has 4 exons. The record is from RefSeq and is a predicted model, not a curated record. NCBI's taxonomy places the organism in Eukaryota, Fungi, Ascomycota, Sordariomycetes, Xylariales, Hypoxylaceae.